Messenger RNA from Symsagittifera roscoffensis, 1174 nucleotides. RefSeq names its product E3 SUMO-protein ligase TRIM60-like. Gene Ontology annotation, molecular function: zinc ion binding. The record is from RefSeq and is a predicted model, not a curated record. NCBI's taxonomy places the organism in Eukaryota, Metazoa, Xenacoelomorpha, Acoela, Convolutidae. The coding region runs from base 203 to 1015 and encodes 270 amino acids. The transcript is spliced from 5 exons.
GUAGACUUCACGUAGAUACUUGACUAAAUUUAUCAGUGCACAGAGUCACAUCAUAUCUACGCUUUUUGCAAACAUCGCAUAACAUAUUAUUCAAAAAAUGCUCGACUUUCUUGAAGCUUAAGCUUCGAUUGUAAUCUAAUGCUAUCCUAAGUCUUAAAUCAUUGUGUUUAAACUUAGUAAACUAUAAUUUAAUUCUGAUAGGAUGUUUGCGAGGGAAAACGAAAGCUGUGUGUGUCGAAUCUGCAACAAUAUAUUCCUGAAUGCGCGCAUGUUGCCCUGUGGUCACUCCUUCUGUGGCCCCUCCGGAAGACAAGGUUCGUCUCCUCCUACCGACUGUCUGGGCAAGCAUCUCCAAGAGUGCAAAGAGAGGGGAUCCUUCGUAUGUCCCAGAGAUGACUGCAAAUCGGCCAUAGCCGAGCCCAAUGAAAAGAGCACCGACUUCCCCUUCAACUAUCCCCUCUAUGCUCGGGCUGAACAAAUGAAAGCGGUACUUCGAAGACAGGGGAAGGAAGAGGAACCGAAUAGCCCAAUCAAGUGUCUAAAUCACAACCAACUGAGGACCUACUACUGUAUGAAAGAUAGAGAAGCCCUCUGCAAUAAAUGCCGCUUGAGCACAGAUCAUAACUCCCAUGCCGAUAACAAAGGAACCAUCAUCACAAUUGAAGAAACUCGACAACGUCAAGUUGACGUAAAAACUGGAGUAGAAUAUGUCGAGAGCGAGUCUAACUGUACACUGAGGAGGCUGGAAAAGAUGACAUUUCACCUGCUGCAGUUCCAAAACCAGUUCCAGAAUCUCCUCUUGGUCGAAGAGCAGGCGUCCAGCUCAAUCUACGAAGACGAUCACAGCUUUCGAGUUUCGACCUUCAAGGAAGAUUUCACUCAGAAGGCGAACAGAUAUGAAGACAUGAAGACAAAGUUUGUUCAGGACAUCAAGGGACUCCUUGAUGACAUCAUGACGGAGUACGCUGUGUUAAAAGAAGCCAUGGAGUUAGCGAAUAAACCACCCGAUAAUUGAGUGAACUGAAAACGGAUGUCCAAAAAUUACUACAACUUCUUGAAUCACAUAGCUAUUUUGAGCGCAGUCUGCCUGAUGAUACAUUUUUUGAUAAUUUAUUCUAACCGCUGGUCAAUUUUUUAGCUGGCUGAUAAUGAUAAGUAAUCAGCCAGCUAAAUG